UGGGCCAGGAGCCCGGCCCGCGGAGGGAGGGCGCACCCCGCCCGGGAGCCCUCCGGGCAGCGCCGCCCGGCCCGGGGUCCCUCGGCGGGAGAGAGGGCCCGCGGGGGCGAGAAGCCCGGGUCCGAGUGCGGGCUCCGCCGGCCCGCGCUGCAUCCUUGGUCGAGUCACGCCGCUCUGUCUGGGGGCACGGAAUCGCCCCGGGAGGCCUCACCGCCCGCUGCGCUCGCCCCUGGCCCGGGAGGGGGCGCCGCUGGGGAGAGGGGUGGGGAGCGGCCGUCUGAAGGGAGACUGCGGGGGAUGCGAGGCGUCCCCCCGGGCCUUUAGGGAUGUUGAGGCUUUGGACCGCCGACAAGGGGGAAGGGCUCUCCAGAUGGAGGGACGGCCUGGGUAGGAUCCGGGAAGCGGGGAAAGUCGGGCCUGAGCGCCCGCUCUCAGGGAUCCGGAACCUCAGACCACUCCCUCUUUCGGCCGUGCUUGUCUCCCUCCCUCUCCUCCAGAUGGGAAACAUUGAGUCCCAGUGGGAGCAGUGGUGUGCUUGGGCGAGGCUCUGGCUCGGAGGUCCAGUCGCAGAGUCCACUCCCCUUCGUGCUAGGGGAGUCCCCUGGCCUCAGUUUCCGCAUCUGACACCUGCGGGCAGAAGUUCCCACCUCCUCGUCAGACUCGGCUAAGCCUCUAGCUCUGAGAGGGUUAAAAGCCACCCUUCUCUCAGAAGGACACCCUUUUGGUCUCCCCCAAAUGCUGAGUGAUUGACCGCUCUGUGGAGGCCCCUUGGGGUCUCCGAAAUCGAUCUGUGCCCUCCUUCAACAAACACCCGGGAACACCUGGUGUGCUCCGGCCCUGGCGCUCCCCCCGCCCCUGCCUCCACUCCAGCUGUCCAAGGACUUCCCCUUUGUCACCUCCUCCCAAUGAAGGAGUCGUCGUCCUGCUCAGGGUGACAAAGCAAGGCCCAGGCUAGCGGGGACUACCCCCUCAGUGCCCACAGCCAGAUCCCCUAGGGGAGUCCCCAGAUCAGGCCCAAAUAAAAACAGGAAAAAAGAAAAGGAGGGUCGAGAUGGAACCCUCUCAGUUGUUCAUUUUCCUCCCAAACAUGUUUCUAGUGCCUCUGGUGCCUGUCCCUCCUUGUCUGCUAGGGUCACGCGAUAGAUACCAGAGGACAAACACCGAAGUGGAAAUUCUGUAAAAUGUGUUUUGCUUCCCUGUACCCAUCGAAGCCCUAUAGCUGCCUAGGCUAGUGGACUUGCUCCUGCUGUGUGCAAGGGUCCCAGGUCCCCAGUGUGUGCAGGGUUGGCAAAAUCUUUCAAGGUGACUUACUUGGAACAUCAGAAAGUUGUGACUCACCACAUUACCUAAUCAGCCCCAGCCAGCAGCUCCCAAACCCACGCGGCCAUGGCGGUCCAGAUCUUCAAGGACCCGGGGCAGCAGGGGAUGCAGGUCCCCUCGGGUCUGAGUUGGUACCAGGGCAGAGCGAGACAAGGUGGCUGCCAGGGACAUUCUUAACAAGAAGGGGUGGAUGAGAAAAGGGAAGCUUGACGUGUGAAAACGGCUCUUCCCCACCACAGCUCGCCCACCCCGCAGCUGCUGCACCUCCAGGUGGGUAGAGGGGAUGGUUCCACCUUUGACCUGGCUACCCAGGCUGUGCUCAGGCAGUGCUCUCUGGAAUGCACUUCCUUCCAGCCAGGCGCCUCUUAGGUGUGCCCUCACCUCCCGUUGAGCCUUACCCCUUCUCUCCAGAUUGGAAGCUCCUGGAGGGAGGAAGCUUGCCUGAAGCCCGGUGCCCGGCCUGACACAUAGUAGGCAUUCACUACAUUUUCCUUGAAUGAAUUAACUGAAAGAAGUAGGGAAAAAAUUCCACAUUCACAUCACUUGGAUAUAACUAUCGUUAAAAGUUGCCCUUUUUGCCAGACUUCUUAAAAAACACAUUGGUACAUAUUUGAGUGUCUUGUUUAUACAAACAUCUCAAAUGCCUCACCUUUCUCAAAUUAUUUUUUUAUAUUUUUCAGUGCUUAGGUAUUGUUACAUCUUAUUUAGUUAAUGGACCUCAUUUGACAUUUAGGUUUUGUUGGUUUUUUAAAAAUAUUUGGCUCUUUUAGAUGUUACAUUGAGUUCAUACAUAAAUUUAUACAUUGCCAGAUUUUUUUCUGGAAAGGGAAUUACUUGGUAGUCACUGGAUAUGAACCUCUCGGAUGGUUAUACCUAGAACCAGCAGGCUCUCCAAAGGGACUGUACCAUUGCCCACUUCCUUAGGCUAUGAGUGUGCGUUUCUUGUUAUUUCCUGGAAAUGAAAUUACUGGGUGAAAGAGUAUGAACAUCUAGGAUCUUUGUGUGUUUCUUACUCAUUUGUUUGAGUUCAUCAAUGAGAUGUUUGCCCCUUGUCUGGUCUCUUUGCGGCAAAGAUCUUCUCCCAGGUUGUCAUUCGGCUUCUGUUUUUGCUGCUGAUGGUGUGUAUAUUUGAGCAGCACUUUUUAUUUUACUUUAUCUGUGUGUGUGCUUUUCAAUAAGGUAGACUUGACUGUACUUAUAAGCUGAUGGGAAAGAGCCAGAAGAGGGAGUGGCUGCAGCCCCUGGAGAAGGAGGGGCAGGUCGGUAGAAUGAGGUCCCAGAGGAUGCAGGAGGUGGGAGGGGUCUGGAACUGGUCCAGAGGGAUCUUCUGAGCUGAUGAGGACAGCAGGUGGGAGGGAGGGGGCUGGGAGGACAUCUUAUGAAUCGGCUCAGAUCUUCCUAGAGAAGGAGGUAGAAAAAGCAUCAGUGGAGAGAGGGUUCUGCACCCGAGGUUCCCAGCUCCCUGUUGCUGUUUGCCCCCCCCCCCCAUUCCCUUGAGUCCUCCCUGCUUCCCUGGGAGGUAGCAGGUGUUAUCACCUCCACUGACAAACUCCAGAGGGAGGGGAAGUGCCUUGCUUAGGGUCAGUCAGCUGAUGAAUGGCAGGGCUGGAUUCAAAGAAGGCUCUCCCUGCACUAACCACAUGCCCUUGAGAAUCGCUUUCCUCUCCGAGCCUCCAUCUCUAGUAGAUAUCGGGAAGCGGUACCCAUCUUACUCUGUCUGGUGCUUGGUGAGUGAGCGUCCCUUCCUCCCCUGUCUACCUCUGUUUGUCUUCUCUCUGGAAAGACCCCAGUGAGUCCAGGGGCUUCCAGCUCCACAGGGCUGGCCACAGAGCUAGGAGGGCCCCUUCCCCUUCCCUUCCUUGUGGGUGCCUGCACAGUCACCCCUGCGCCCACACUCUCACCCAGCAGGAGCACACAGCCUUCUGGAUGUCACACCUGUGCAAAGUCUGAGUUGCUGGGUGAACGUGAGAAAAUGGGAAAAGAGAUCUUUACGUUCUGUGAGCAGGCUCGACUUGAAAGCACAGAAGCCAUUGUCCCAGAUACUGAUACGGAGCCCAGAGAGGCACCCCUCCCCUCCCAGUUGUCUGAAGUCUUCAAUUGCUUCUUCCCACAGGCCUCCAAGGCAAUCGCCUGAGUUGAGGGCAGGCUUCCAUGAACUGAGCCCCCUCUAGGUGCCAGACGCUUUGUUACCUGGUCUUUUUUAAACCCUCUCAGCCAUCCUGUGCUGUCAGCCCCAUUUUACAGAUGAGGGAACUGGGACUCAGACUCAAGCGCCUCUUCUUUACCACAGUGAGAUCUGAGCCCCUGGCGUGGUGCAGCCCCAGGUGAACUUGGCUCCUUUCACCUGGCAGAGGGUGUUUGAAUCCCAGCUGCGCUUGUUUCCAACUCAAGCUGUAAUUGAUUAUAAGAGGACCUGCCUGGCAGCUAAUUGGGAGGAUUAAACGAGUUACUGAAGGAAAACCGCUUUGACCUUUGGCUGUGCAUGCUCUGUGUAAACACUGCUCCGUGUGAGUGGAGGCGUCAGAAAAGGACUAGAAAGGGUAUUACCAAAAUGCUGACAUGUCAUGUGCCCACACCUCAAGUCUUCAAGAUAAAGAGCAAAGAAGGAGGUGUCACUGCAGGGUGGCGACUGGACAUCCGCUGCACCUCCACCAUGUGCGCGUGUGCGCGUGUGCGCGCGCGCACACACACACACACACACACACACACACACACUCUAGAAAGACUGGAAGCCCCACCCCCUGUGAUCCCACCAUUGGCGAAGUGUCUGUGCAUGCGUGCUGUGGAAAUACAGAGGCAGUACCCAAAGGAUAAAUUCACAGACUGGGAUGGCGUGGCGAAAGGACCAGCCGGUUCCUGCUGGAGCCUCCUGAUAUCAUCUGGGGAGAUGGCGUCCAGGCCCCCCGACUGCCUGCUGCAGCUGCUCCGGGGUGCCCAGAGGCAGUGGGUCUGCACCCUGUUCAUCAUCGGCUUCAAGUGCAUGUUUUUGGUCUCCGUCAUGGUCUACUGGCACAUUGUGGGAGAGCCCGGGGACCAAGGACAGUUCUCUAACCUGCCUGCUGACAUACCCUGCCCGCGCUUGGUCCCGCACACACCGCCCUCCGGCACCCCACCUCCCGGCAACAUCUUCUUCCUGGAGACUUCUGACCGGACGGACCCCAACUUCCUGUUCAUGUGCUCCGUGGAGUCAGCAGCCAGGGCCCAGCCUGAGUCCCGGGUGGCGGUCCUGAUGAAGGGGCUGCCCGGCGGGAACGCCUCCCUGCCCCGGCACCUGGGCCUCUCGCUUCUGGGCUGCUUCCCCAACGUCCAGAUGCUCCCGCUGGACCUGGAGGAGCUGUUUCGGGACACGCCCCUGGCAGCCUGGUACACGGCCCUGCAGCAGCGGUGGGAGCCCUACGUGCUGCCUGUGCUCUCCGAUGCCUCCAGGAUUGCGCUCAUGUGGAAGUUUGGAGGCAUCUACCUGGACACGGACUUCAUCGUCCUCAAGAACCUGGGGAACCUGACCAACGCGCUGGGCACCCAGUCCCGCUAUGUCCUCAACGGCGCCUUCCUGGCCUUCGAGCGCCACCACGAGUUCAUGGCGCUGUGCAUGCGUGACUUCGUGGCCCACUACAAUGGCUGGAUCUGGGGCCACCAGGGCCCGCAGCUGCUCACGCGGGUCUUCAAGAAGUGGUGCUCCAUCCGCAGCCUGGGCGAGAGCCACACCUGCCGCGGCGUCACCACCCUGCCCUACGAGGCGUUCUACCCCAUCCCCUGGCAGAACUGGAAGAAGUACUUCGAAGACGUCAGCCCCGAGGAGCUGUCCCGGCUGCUCAAUGCCACCUAUGCUGUCCACGUGUGGAACAAGAAGAGCCAGGGCACGCGCUUCAAGGCCACGUCCAGGGCACUGCUGGCCCAGCUCCAUGCCCGCUACUGCCCCACGACGCACAAGGUCAUGAAGCUUUACUUGUGAGGGGCCUGCCUGCCUGGCUCCCUCCCUGCGCCCGGCGUUCGGAAGGAAAGGGCUUGGCCCCCCUUCCUGGGGAGACCGGAGCUGCUGCAGCGCGGGAUCUGGGGCAGGCAGCAGGGAGGGCGGGGAACUGUCGGCCCAAGAGCUGU
Orcinus orca (killer whale) is the source of this 5418-nucleotide messenger RNA. RefSeq names its product alpha 1,4-galactosyltransferase (P blood group) (gene A4GALT). The transcript has 4 exons. Lineage: Eukaryota; Metazoa; Chordata; Mammalia; Artiodactyla; Delphinidae. The coding region runs from base 3803 to 5272 and encodes 489 amino acids. Gene Ontology annotation, biological process: protein O-linked glycosylation. Gene Ontology annotation, molecular function: acetylglucosaminyltransferase activity. The record is from RefSeq and is a predicted model, not a curated record.